AUUGUUUGUGAGCAUAAGUGACUCAUUGCACAUUCUUUUUUUCGCGAGUGAAGUUCAUUGUUACUUCCUUUCGUUUGUUUUCAUUUAUAUUUUCAAUAAAAAAUUAAUAAAAAAGGUGACAAAUUUGUUAUAAAAUAAUAUUUCGAUUAAAAGAAUCGUUUCUUUUGCGAUUUCGUUUUAUGAUAAGAAGUUAAAAAAUCGGAUAACUUUGAUGAAUAAGAAGUAGAACAUUUUCGUGGCUUGUAUAACAACAAAUCGUUUAUUUCAUAAGAACGAACCCAAGAAACUUUUUAUCUUAUCAAUUAUUCAAUACUAAAUCGUCAUUUAGAGCUUUACUCUCUCAUUAUUCGGUUGAAUUUCAAGGGAAUUGGAACACAAAAAGUUUUCAUCACUGAAUGACCUAAAAACGGAUCAACACUCUUUGAAAACGAAAAAAUGUCGGUUCAAUUUACCCAAAAUCCACAACAGAUUGUGCAUAUCAAUGACGAUGACGAUGGACGGCAACAUUUGCAGUCGCCACGACGUGUGGCAUUGGAUCGGAUGACCAGCAGGUCUGACAAGCAAAAUCCUUAUGCUCAUGUUCAAGAGCAAUUAACCCAAGUUCAACUUGAUUCUUCUAGAGAGGAGCGCAACGAACGAGCAAGAGUUAGAAAGAUAUUCGACAAGUAUGAUGUCAACCGUGAUGGCUUCUUACAAAAGAAAGAGCUCAAAAGAUUGGUGAAAGAAGCGCCCUCACAAUGUGCUGAUUUACCCAAGGGCCUGGCAAAAGCAAUCCUCAAACUUCACGACCACGAUGCUAGUGGUCAUCUUGAUUUUGAAGAAUUCUAUAAAUUAAGUCGUGAACAUCAUUGGCUUGUACGUGAUAUGUGCGUGAAAUAUUGCAGAUAUGUCGUUCCACGAAGAGAUGGAAGUGUCUUUGAUGAGACUGUGUCGGGUACGGUAUCGUAUUCAGUUUCAUCUUCAACAUAUGACUCAGUAGAUGGAGCAUACGAAAGUCAAAUGAAGUUUUUCCCUCCACCACUCACAAUGAUCAUCUUUAGUAUCGUUGAAAUUAUAUUCUUCAUUGUUGAUAUUAUUCAUUUGCAAGAUUACAAAGAUGGAGAUGUAAAAACGAUUGGAACGUCAGUAAAGGGACCGGCAGCGACAUUAUUUAUUUACAACCCAUCACGUCGUGAAGAAGCUUGGAGAUUCGUCACUUACAUGUUUGUUCAUGUUGGAGUCAUGCACAUUAUGAUGAAUCUACUGGUGCAGAUUUUCCUUGGCACUGCUCUUGAACUUGUACAUUGCUGGUGGCGUGUGGCAUUAGUUUAUUUGGCGGGUGUUCUUGCUGGUUCAAUGGGCACAUCAAUUGCAAGUCCGAGAAUAUAUUUGGCUGGCGCUUCUGGAGGUGUUUACGCUUUGAUCACUGCACACAUUGCAACAAUAAUCAUGAACUGGAAAGACAUGGAAUACGCAGUUAUUCAGCUUUUUGUAUUUCUUGUAUUUUGCACAACUGAUAUUGGAUUUUCGAUUUAUCGACACCUCAACGAUCCUUUCGAUCGUGUUGGUUACACAGCACAUUUAUGUGGAGCUAUCGCGGGACUUUUAGUCGGAAUUGGGGUGUUAAGAAACUUAAAUGUUCAACCUCACGAGAAAGUUAUUUGGUGGAUUGCAGUCACAAUUUAUUUAGCUUUAAUGGCAUUCGGUAUUUGUGUACAUGUUUUCCCUGGAAUUAUGGGUCCAGAUUUCUUCCCUCCAAGCACUGUACGAUUAUUUCAAACGCCAGUAAAAUCUGGCUUGACACCUUAAGAAUGACAUAAAUAAUUCGCAUUCCUAUGAACAAUCUUAUCGAUUUAAUUCAACAAAUACCUAAAUAUCUCAGUGUCUUAUUAGGCUUAGGGCAUAAACAUCAUGAAUUGACGCUACUUAAAUCAGCUGAUCAUAAAACGAAAGUAUUUUUAAUAAACAUUUUAUUUUUAAAUAUCGAUACAAUUAUUCUUAAAACAUUUCAUUGGUGAUUAAUUUUUGUGAACAAAAUUGUAUUGAGUGAAUAGAAAAUCUCUAUGUCGCAAAACGUAAAAAAGAUUAAAUAAAAGCUUAGUAUUGUGGUAGGAAAAAUUUACAAAUUCUACAUGUACAAACCUGUUUUUUGUUAUUUUAAGAUCUGAAGAAUCUUCAAACGUUUCUGUCAAGAGGAAUCAAGAGCCACGAUUCAGAAUGUUUUGAAAACAUCAAAUAAAAUGCUGU
Clunio marinus is the source of this 2226-nucleotide messenger RNA. The record is from the annotation of a GenBank genome assembly. Lineage: Eukaryota; Metazoa; Arthropoda; Insecta; Diptera; Chironomidae.